UAAUUUUCAAUUGAUUUUUAAGACUUAUACAGUGAUUUUCUUUGAAGUUUUUUACUAUCAUUCUAACAUCAUUGAACAUCAUUCCAAGUAUGGAAGAUGAUAAGAAGUCCGAAUUGAAACCAACUGUCGCUAAAACUGCAGCUAAAACCUCAGCUAAGCGUCGAUAUUCUGAUGACAAACGAUCGGAUGACUUAUCCCACCGCUCGAGAUCUAACAGCCGUUCACGUUCACGUUCAAGUUCUAGUUCCAGGUCUCGGUAUCGCUCUCGUCAUCGGUCCCGGUCACGAUCUCCAUCACGGGCUCGUUCGUCAUCGACUUCGAGUUCAUCCGGGUAUUAUAAACGUUCGCGAUCUAGAGAUAGUGACAAUCGUUCAUAUUCGCCAGAUGUUCGUCGUAGUUCACGGUACUCGCGAUCUCCUCGUGACAGAAAUGGUGACAACGCUAGGGUGAACCCGAGGCCAUCUAGAUGCGUUGGCGCUUUCGGGCUUAGUAGUAUUACAAACGAAUCCCAUCUGAGAUCGAUAUUUUCAAAAUUCGGCCGAAUUCGCCAUAUUCACUUGGUUGAAGAUGCAAAGACAGGCCGAUCUCGCGAAUUCGGUUUUAUAUAUUUUAAACACUUAUCUGAUGCCAAGUACGCUGUUCAAAAUUGUGCCCAUCUCCAUGUACAUGGCCGAAAAGUGAGGAUAGAUUUCAGUAUUAGUAAGCGGCCUCACAAACCGACUCCUGGAGUGUAUUUAGGUCGUAAUCGACGAGAACGUGAACGAGGUUUUAAAAGUUAUGGUUUCCAUCAAUAUUGCCGCUGUUCAUCCUGCGAAAACGAGCGUGAGCAUAGUGAAUUUCGGCGCAGAGAUGGUGAUAAGAAGUAUGAUUAUGCACGUCGUGAAUACUAUGGUAUGAAACGCCGUAAGCUUGAGCAUCGAGAGUCUCCUGAACGUCGCUAUGAUUCUCAUCACCAUAGCGAUAACCGCGACUACUAAUUUCAUUUUAUUACUUUAUAGUAAGGAUCGAUAUUUCAGAUAAAUUAUCUGAGUAUCUCCUUGUUGCUUACUAAAAUUAAAGUAAUUAUUUUUCUGUUUUUAAUGUUCAUUACACUUUAACAUACCGUGUGUAACAUUGAUAUCUCUUUGCCGAUGCUCAAAUCUGAAGUGAUUAUUAUUAAAUCCUUAAUGUUCAUUACACUUUAACAUACCGUGCGCAACAGUGAUAUCUCUUUGCUAAAACUUGAAGAAAUUAUUUAGAUUUUAAUAAUAAUGCUAACUAAAUGACUUAAAUAUUGAUGAUCAUACCGUGUCUAACUGAAAUAUCUCCUCGUUAAUCAUCGAUAUGUUAGUAUUAUACAUAUACUAACAUUUUUAGAACUAAUACGGUAAUAAAAAAUAUUAACACCCACUGAAUUUAGUGACAUUUUUUUUAAUUCUCAUCGUUAAAUCGUAUUGGUGCCUGUACAACAAAUUAAGCUGAUACUGAAAAAAUUUCAUCAUGGCCAGUAUAUAUUCCAAUUAGUUCAAAGCGUUUCCUUUGAAAUAAAUCUUGAGAAUUGUAAAAGUUUCUACUCUCUAUACCGCAAAAACUUAUGAGAUUGGAUACUAACGGAAUCGAAGUACAAUUUAUUUGUUUAAUUCAGCAUAAAAAAUGUAUAGGAAACAAUCUAAAUCUAUGAAGGAGCACAAUAGAUCUUUAUGCAGUAUUGCAAGAUCCAUUUGACUUAAUAAGA
This is a messenger RNA of Teleopsis dalmanni, 1714 nucleotides long. RefSeq names its product transformer-2 protein homolog alpha-like. Gene Ontology annotation, biological process: positive regulation of mRNA splicing, via spliceosome. The record is from RefSeq and is a predicted model, not a curated record. The coding region runs from base 90 to 977 and encodes 295 amino acids. Gene Ontology annotation, molecular function: RNA binding. The transcript is spliced from 7 exons. Lineage: Eukaryota; Metazoa; Arthropoda; Insecta; Diptera; Diopsidae. Gene Ontology annotation, cellular component: spliceosomal complex.